AUGUCCUUCUUCACGUCCAUCUUUCUGGUCAUUUUUUGCCUGGAGUCACUGGCUGCAAUGCUGCAGAAUGGCUUCAUAGUCACUGUGCUGGGCAGGGAGUGGAUACGAGGCCAGAAGCUGCCUGCAGGUGACAUGAUUGUGGCCUGCAUUGCUACCUCCCGGUUGGGCCUACAUGGAGUAGCCUUGCUGAACGGCCUUCUGGGUAGCAUUAAUUUUUGUUGCAAGUGUUACUUGUUCUUUAACAUCAUCUGGGACUUUUUCAAUGUUCUCAGUUUCUGGCAUACUGCCUGGCUUGCUGUCUUCUACUGUGUGAAGAUCUCCUCCUUCUCCCACCCCACCUUCUUCUGGCUGAAGUGGAGGGUCUCUCGGUCAGUGCCCAGGCUGAUGCUGGGCUCCCUGAUCAUCUGCGGCCUCACGGUCAUCUCCUCAAUGGUUGGGAAUCUAAUGGUGGCUCAGAUGAUGGCCUCGCUGAAUUCCUGUGGGAACAGCACCUUGACUUACAAAAUAGAGAUGUUUAAGAACAGCUAUUUUAUGCCUCAUGAAAAGAUUAUUAUAUUGUCCGUUCCGUUCCUCCUGUUCCUGACGUCCACCAUCCUGCUCAUGUUCUCACUGUGCCGGCACUUGGGGCGGAUGCAGGACCGUGGUCUCGGCCCCCGUGACCCCAGCACCCAGGCCCACACCGUGGCUCUGAAGUCACUUGCCUUCUUCUUCAUCUUCUAUGUCAUGUAUUUCCUGUCCUUGAACAUUGCUAUCAUGGAAAUUAAAACCUUCACUAAUUACUGGCACUGGGGCUGGGAAGUGGCCAUCUAUGCAGGCAUCUCUCUGCACUCCACCAUCCUGGUGCUCAACAGCCCCAAGCUGAGAAAGGCCUUGCAGAUGAGGCUUCGGACUCAGGUGCCGCAGGCUCACAAGGCUUUGGAAGGCCCAGGACAAAGGGCGAUUCCAUGCUCCAGUUUUCAGUGCUGA
Molecule: messenger RNA, 966 nt
Organism: Otolemur garnettii (small-eared galago)
Lineage: Eukaryota; Metazoa; Chordata; Mammalia; Primates; Galagidae
Product: taste receptor type 2 member 62-like
Biological process (GO): sensory perception of taste; detection of chemical stimulus involved in sensory perception of bitter taste; G protein-coupled receptor signaling pathway
Cellular component (GO): membrane
Molecular function (GO): G protein-coupled receptor activity; bitter taste receptor activity
Source: RefSeq, a predicted model, not a curated record